AUGGUUGAAGAAGCCAUCCCGGAAGCACUGGUCGAAGUGGGACGUAUCAAGCUUGAGAACCACCAAUAUCGCAGUGGCAUACCACAGCAUGUCAAAACUGAGCUUGCUGGUGUCACCAUGGGUCUCGCUCCACUUGUUGAGAAGGAAAACACGAUAUCGCAAUUGUUACCUAUUUACAUGCAAUUACUGAAAGACAGCACGGCCGAAGUUCGAUUGAAUAUCAUCACGAACCUUCACAAGGUGAACGACGUCAUAGGAGCCUCUCAACUUCUCAACUGGAGGUUUAUAUGCGAAUACGGGGCUAUGCAUAGAAACCGGGAUGGGUCAACACCGGUGAUGGAAAGAAAAUCGAUGCCACGGUUUGGGUCAGAAGAAAGAGGAUGUUGGUGGAUCGGGCUCUGUGGAGUCGGAAGAAGAGAAUUUGACAACGAGAUUUUGAAUUAG
Molecule: messenger RNA, 444 nt
Organism: Cylicocyclus nassatus
Lineage: Eukaryota; Metazoa; Nematoda; Chromadorea; Rhabditida; Strongylidae
Source: the annotation of a GenBank genome assembly